AUGUAUUUUGCGGCUCUAAUUGGUUCAUGUUUGUGUUUUCUAAUCAUCGUUGCUGAGAAAAAGUGUUUUCAAACAUUUGAAGAAGAUAAGGUAGGUUUUUGUUCGUGCGAUCGUCCGAUUGUGAACACGAGCUUGCACUCGUUUUCGUUCAUAGAGGCCCUCGUUUUGUGUUCAAUGAGAUGUUCACAAACCGCCAGCUGUGUGGCUUACAACUUCUUCAAUGCUACCAACCAGUGCCAACUCUUCACUCAAACAUUGAACAAGUUCUCUGUACUGCCCGGCUGCCAGUAUUAUUACAGGAAAGAUGGUUUACAAACGAACAAACUUCUGACGAUUAACGUGGACAAUGAGCUGAGGGAAUUUUAUAACAACGGAGAGAAUAUAUCCAUAGUUGGGAAUUUCCCAUAUGCCGUCGAUUACCAACAGUCAGAUAGAUACAACUUGAGUGGCCACCUGUUUGUCAUUGCUAUGAAAUCAUACAACAAUCUCUUCCCAGGAGGGUUGAUAGCCAGUACAGCAGACAACUUCGUCCUGACCAACGAAACUUGGAAAUGUACCAAGAGCUAUUACGUAGGUUGGUACAAGAUAAGUUAUAAUGAUUCGCUCUGGCCCGCUGCAUUCCUUGGAAGUUAUCACGGCAAUCCCAGCAUCAACGCUCCUUUUUCUUCAACUGCCAAAUGGAUCAUCGAGUCCACUGAUUGUCUGAACUGCUCUUUCUACUGCCGAAAGAAUUUCAAAGUUCAUGAUAAAGUGGAUGAUGGUAAGACUGUGGAAAAAAUUAUGAUAAGAAAUGUAUCCUUACGUUACAAAGAUGAAAAGGCUUAA
Messenger RNA from Helobdella robusta, 825 nucleotides. RefSeq lists its product as hypothetical. NCBI's taxonomy places the organism in Eukaryota, Metazoa, Annelida, Clitellata, Rhynchobdellida, Glossiphoniidae. The transcript has 4 exons. The record is from RefSeq and is a predicted model, not a curated record. The coding region runs from base 1 to 825 and encodes 274 amino acids.